GUGUGUUGAGUAGCACCCACCUCAUGAUUCCUGACCAUUCAUUCCAAAACUUGAAGAUCUUUCACAAGUUAUGUGAUCUAUAUAAUAGCCAUACAAUCGAUCACAAUGAACUCAACUCUACACAUUCUCUAUUGAUAGCUUUUAUUCAAACCAAAGCAAGUAUAACCCACAAAUUCUUUAUCUGUUUUCCAGGAUCCCUAUUGACAUUAGAAAAUGGGUGUUUGUCUUCCUGGAGCUAUUCUUGCCAAGCAAAUCCUACGCCGGUCUGUCCUAACUGCAAAUAAAACAGGUUCAGCAUCUUCAGAAGUACCGAAAGGCUUCCUUGUUGUUUAUGUUGGACAAACUGAGAAGAAGAGAUAUAUGGUACCUGUGUCCUAUUUGAGUCAGCCUCCAUUUCAAGCUUUAUUAAGAAAAGCUGAAGAAGAAUUUGGGUUUGAUCAUCCAAUGGGUGGCUUGACGAUUCCUUGCAGAGAAUACAUUUUUAUUGAUGUUACUUCUUAGUUGAAUAGAUCAUAAGCCAAGGCAUUCAAGCUAAUCAAUGACAACAAUUUUGUAUAGAUAGCUUACAAAUGAUUUAUCAUACUUUUUCUAAUAGUAAAUUGGAGAAAUCUUUUAACUUGAAA
This is a messenger RNA of Ricinus communis (castor bean), 623 nucleotides long. RefSeq names its product auxin-responsive protein SAUR21-like. The record is from RefSeq and is a predicted model, not a curated record. Lineage: Eukaryota; Viridiplantae; Streptophyta; Magnoliopsida; Malpighiales; Euphorbiaceae. Gene Ontology annotation, biological process: response to auxin. The transcript has a single exon. Bases 214 to 501 code for a protein of 95 amino acids.